UGUGAUUCCACAUGGAGAGGAAGCACAAUAGGCUUGUGACAAACUCACCUCCAGUGUCAGGGUCAUGAAAAUUUGGAUCAAGACCUUUAUCGAGGACUUUUGCCAAUUUCUCUAUCGCUCCAGUCUGAACGUAAUCCAUGAAUUUCCUCAGACUGGCCUGGGCAGGGCAGAAGAGGAAGGAAAGUUCGUCACUGAUACACUAAUCGUGAGCAGCAGUAAUACUUCGCAUUUAAUAAAAUUAAUACCUUGGUGCUGAGCUUCGCCAGAGCCUUCUCAUCCAGAUUUGUCUGUUUAUAAACUCUGGUUUUGUACCUAAACUGAGGACCAGAAAAAAGGAAGACCAUCGCUUUUGUCCUUUUCUUAUUAAAGUCUGGAGCUGGGGGACAGAGCUGAGGGCUGGAGUAGAGCUGAACAACAGGGCUGAGAGGUCUGAAUGAGAUGUAUGCAUCCAUGCUAUUGUUCCAUUCCAGAGAACUCGCAAUGAGUGGAGGAAAACAUCUGCUGCUCCUGGCAGUGUUCAUGGUCCUGGCAAGAUGUCAGCAAAAGCCAGCAGUGUCUGUGUCACCCAUAUUGAAGGACAUCUUCUGUGGGGACUUCAUUUAUUUGAAUUGUAACAAUGCAAGCAGCAGUGAAGUGAAAUGGUACUUCAAUGAUAAUGAACUAACACAGACAAACCCAGACCUAACCUGGACGAUUGCAGCUGCUUCCUCAUUUCACUCAGGCAAUUAUCAAUGUGAGCACAAAGGGCAAAAGAGUGACAAGUUGACGAUCAAAGUCCUGGAAUACGUUCCCAGAGCCACAUUAACCAUCAUGGCAGGCUUCCCGGUGAUGCCUCAUGGAACUGCAGUUAACCUGCAGCUUGAAAAUGAGGACGGUGAUCUGAAAGGGUGGAGGUGCUGGGUCUACAGGAGAGCAGAAAAAAGGCAGAACAGGAUCAUGCUCAGGCUUGUCAGCAAAUCAAUAGUCUUUCAAACCAAACCACUGUCUGUCCCAGAGACCAUUUUCUGGUGUACUGAUAAAGCUGAAGACAUCAGAAGCAACCAAGUCAUAAUCAAGACCUCUGAGCAGGACAUAUUCCUGGAAAUGGAUCCACUUCCUGCUAUGAUUGGGCAGAGUCUGACCAUGAGGUGCAUCGUCUGGGGCACAGAUCGAAUUAGCAAAACUGUUUUCUACAAAGACAACACAGUCAUCACGAAUACCAUCGGGUCUAUGCAUGUAAUCACUAACGUGACAGAAUCUUCAAAGGGAGAAUAUAAAUGUAAUGCCACCUACACACACGUGGCCCGGACUGCUGGACCCCCAUAUUGUAAGGUCUCUGAUACUCAAAAAGUGUCUGUCCACGUGCCUCCUGUCACAGCGGUCCUCCAUGAAAGCAACUACUUGUCCUGUUCUUGUCCAAAAUGUGGAAGUGAUGCCUCCUUCCAUUGGUACCAAAAGGAUACUCAGUCAUGGGUAGCUAUGGGUCACCACUCAGCCCACUUUACACCAAGCAAGAGUGGUACCUAUGCAUGUAGAGCUGUGUGGAACAGCAAGAUGUCUUUACUCAGCAACUCUUCAAUGUAUAAGGCCAACAACUCAAACGUAAUCGUUGGCUUGGUGAGUUUCAUCCUGGUUUUCCUGCUGGCAUGUUUAGUAGUUUGUUAUUUAUAUUACAAGAGGAGACGUACCACAGGCCCACUUUAUGAGGAUGUGGGACUCCGUUUAAAAGACAGAGGCGAUGACAAAUAUGAGACUCUGCAGACAGGGCAUGGUGCUCAAAGGGACGCUGAGUACGACACCAUUCACUCAGAAGCAACAGGCAGAGAGAAGAAAGGGGGCGAAUAUGAAGCACUGAAGAAAGAUGAAAUGAAAGAGGUAUACCACACACUGGGGAAGGAGGGGGCAGCAGGAGGAGAGGGAGGAUACGAAGCACUGAAGAAAGAGGGAAUGAAAGAGGGUGUAUACCACACCCUGGGAACAGAGGGGGCAGCAGGAGGAGGGGGAGGAUAUGAAGCACUGAAGAAAGAGGGAAUGAAAGAGGGGGUAUACCACACCCUGGGAACAGAGGGGGCAGCAGGAGGAGAGGGAGGAUACAAAGCACUGAAGAAAGAGGGAAUGAAAGAGGGAGUAUACCACACCCUGGGAACAGAGGGGGCAGGAGAGAAGGAGGCAAAGGCAGAGGAGAAAAAGACUGAGCCAUGAAUGAGGAGACAGGUCUCAGUAGCUUUUAUGCUACUAACUAACCAGUAAAGUCAGGUGGUCUAGAGACAAAUCUGUACUGACUGUGAGGAAAAGCACUGAGAUUUGAAUAAAACAUUUUAGACAAUAGAGAUAGAUGGAAGCCAAAUGUGAGGUUUUUACAUUAACCGUUUGUUAUACAGUGAGAAAAGUUUUGACCUAACAACAAAAGUCAGAGCAAAAACACAAGAAAGAAGAUUCUGUAUGUUGUAUAGAGCAGCAACAAAGUGUCGCCAUUACUUAUUAAUCAUCAUAUUUCUAUUUUAUAUCUAUACUCAUCAAAACUAAAUAGAUUGAGCUUUUUUUUAUGAAAACGACUUUAUUGUUUUUCUGAGGGUUUUUUUUCCCUCACACGAUCAAGAUCUGCUUUCAGUGAUGGGAGAGGGUUGAGCAGAUUCCUGUUUUUUUGUUUGUUUGUUUGUUUUUUUGUAUUUUGCUUCUGUUCCAAUCAUAUAGUGUCAUUUGAGAAUAAUCUCAUGACCUGAUUUUUGCGCCUCACAAAGUGUUGCAUCAUUUGUACAUAUAAGAAACUGAGAAUCAUUGUAAAAUUGUAAAAUUCUUGUUUUGCAUUUAAAUGUAAACGCACCUUAUAUUUCACUGUGUAUGCUAGAGAUUCUAUAUGUCUACUUAGAUAAUAAGAUAAUAUGUGGUGCAAAGGCUGUAUGAAAUGAAAGUGUUUUGAGCAGAAAUAAAGCUAUUCUAAUUUGA
This is a messenger RNA of Toxotes jaculatrix (banded archerfish), 2925 nucleotides long. RefSeq lists its product as uncharacterized. Gene Ontology annotation, biological process: cell surface receptor signaling pathway. Gene Ontology annotation, molecular function: transmembrane signaling receptor activity. The record is from RefSeq and is a predicted model, not a curated record. The coding region runs from base 439 to 2181 and encodes 580 amino acids. The transcript is spliced from 10 exons. Lineage: Eukaryota; Metazoa; Chordata; Actinopteri; Toxotidae.